This is a messenger RNA of Adineta steineri, 695 nucleotides long. NCBI's taxonomy places the organism in Eukaryota, Metazoa, Rotifera, Eurotatoria, Adinetida, Adinetidae. The record is from the annotation of a GenBank genome assembly.
AUGCCGAGAGGAAGUCGACCAAAACCUUCGAAUAAAUUCAUUUCUGAUGAAAUUUUAAAAGAAAUUAAAUCAUAUCGUCCGUUAUGUUUAUUUAUUAAUAAACAAAAGAAAAAAGGAAGUACAGAUAAUCCGUUUACUUUACGAGUAAAGUUUUGUAAAUUAUCAAGCGAUAAACAAGCGAGAUUUUUACAAAAAUCCGUCGAUAAAUAUAUUGAAUUACUUGAUGAAAAAGAUGUAGAUGAACGUGUACAAAUCGAAUGUAGAUUAUUCGAUUAUUUAUUAAUGAAAGGCGAACAGAAGAAAUAUUUUCAAUCGAUUAAUGCACCAGCAAAACCACCCGGAACAACUGUACCUUUUUAUACUCAAGCUGUUAAAGACGAACAUGAUGAUGAAACAUCUUGGAGUUCAUUGAGUACAGCUGAACAACAAAGUUAUAAAAAGAGAAGAAAAGAAGCUAAAUAUGAAUAUUCAGCACAAGUAAGAAAUUUUGCUAAUGAUUUACCCGAACGUCUCCGCACAGACUAUUUACUUUAUGCUGAACAAUUACCAUAUAAAGCUCAAGCAAAUAAUACAUCAUUGUCCACUGGUUUUGAUAAUACGAAUAUUGCAAAUUUAAUUCGUCAACGUCGUAAAUCAUUAACUGCAUUGCCUGAUAGUUUACAAACAACAACAGGUGAUGAUUAUCAUCCAAAAUU